Beta vulgaris subsp. vulgaris (sugar beet) is the source of this 2099-nucleotide messenger RNA. RefSeq names its product actin-related protein 2/3 complex subunit 3-like. Gene Ontology annotation, molecular function: actin filament binding. Gene Ontology annotation, cellular component: Arp2/3 protein complex; cytoskeleton. Gene Ontology annotation, biological process: regulation of actin filament polymerization; Arp2/3 complex-mediated actin nucleation. Lineage: Eukaryota; Viridiplantae; Streptophyta; Magnoliopsida; Caryophyllales; Amaranthaceae. The coding region runs from base 209 to 748 and encodes 179 amino acids. The transcript is spliced from 5 exons. The record is from RefSeq and is a predicted model, not a curated record.
ACUAAACACUAUCGAGAAAAGCUUAUAGACUGCAGCCCAAUUAAUUGAUGAAAACGCUGUCGUAUGAGCCAUAAUUCACCCACCAAACAAUUUUGAAAAACCGAUGAAAUCACUAAUCAGCUCUCAUCAUCGCCCAAGAUAAUUUUCAAGAUUGAAUUCAGAUCUUUGCAAGGGGAAAUUUUUGGCAAUAGUGAGAUUGAAGUUCGUAAUGGUUUACCACUCUAGUUUUGUUGACGAGGAAGGAGUAACGAAAGCUUGUGGCUGUCCACUACUUCCAUUGAAAACCCAUAUCAAGGGCCCUGCACCAGUUUCUGAUCAAGAAAGCACAGAUAUUGUUGAUGAAUCAAUCACCUUUUUUCGUGCCAAUGUCUUCUUCAGAAAUUUUGACAUAAAGAGCUCUGCUGAUAAAUUGCUUAUAUACUUGACAUACUACAUUAACAUUGCUUUGAAAAGGCUUGAGGGAUGCAGAACAUUGGCUGAAGGUACCAAGGCAAUUAUUAAUCUGGGUCUCGAGGAUGUUCCGGUCCCUGGAGAGCCUGGUUUCCCCUUCCCUGGUCUCUUUUCCCCUCCUAAAUCGCACAAGGAAGCAGGACCUACUGUUUUGCUCGGCUAUUCAAUGGAAAAUAUCAGUGUUUUUGGCCUGAAUGAAGUAUCAAGUUUUGAGACCUAUGUCUGUGUUGUAACAUGGAAUAGGAUUCUCUCUACUUCCUUUUCUCUGGUUCUAAACACCUCACUAAAUAACAUAUAACCCCCCCCCCCCAAAACCACCACGUUUCCUUGUUUUGCAAAUCUGGCCGGUGUAUCAAGAACUGGAACUGAAACUGUAGAGGAACCGGAAUAUUUUUAAUAUGGUAAUGUAAGAAGGUGGCUAUAUUCACCAAAAAAAGAGAAAAUGUCAAGGGAUUGUUCGGCUCAUCCUUCUCAUGCUAAAAGAUUUGAAAUUAUACUAUCAAUUUUGGGUCAAAAUUGAUUGUAAUAUAAUGUUGUUUUCUAGCAAUUAGUAGAAACUAUAUAGAGUAUAAGAUUAUGUUUUUUUGUUCAACACGUGAUUAUAACUUGCUACUUAUUGACCUGAAUUGAAUUCUAUCCGAGCUUAAGAAUGAGCUAAACCCAUUUUGACAUGUUGAAACUCGUUAUCAACCUGAUAUGUUACUGUCCAAACUCGAAUUCAACCUGCUUGUUAUAGAUACGUCUCAAAUUCAACUUGACUUGUUAUUGACUUGAUUCGAAUUCAACCCAACAUGUUACUCAUAUAAGUUCAACUCGAUCUAUUAUUGACCGGACUCGAAUUUAACUUGACUUGAAAACGAUUAGAUAUUUAUUCAACUCUACUCGAAUUCAACUUAGACGACUUUAGUCUUAUAUAAUUUCAUGCUCCCUUCUGAAGUUCCAACUUUCUUCAAUUACCUCAUAUGCAAACCGCAAAACGAUUCACAUACUGCUUUCCUUUGUAGCCUUCUUAAUGAUAUUGUAUAAAAGAAAAAGACUGAAGUUGCGUUUUAUCUUUGACACACCUCAUGAGGCUCCUGUUGUUUUUACUAAUUUCUUUCAUUGUAAACCUUCCCAAAUAAUAACUUCCAAUACAUCUCCUUAUGCUUAGGAGCUUUUCUCUUUUCCAAGACCAAAACUCAAAGUCUUCUAAUCAAUCCAUAUAGACUUACACUCUAGAUUUCCCUUUUAGUCUCGCAAUUUUGUAGGUGCACCCGAGAGCAUGAUGCUCUUUGUGCAUCUCAUCAAUAACGACGCCGUUUCAUUGUAUUUAUGCAAGAAGUUUCUAUCCCUUAAAUAAAUUAAAAAAGAAAAAGAAAAAAAACAUGAGUUAGUUCCUCAAACUUAGCGGCAGAAUCAUUACGCGUUUACGAAUUAUUGAUGUGGCAACUCAAUAAAUAUCCUCAUCUCUUCCCACAUGAUUGCAUUAAGCUUUUUUUUUAAAAAAAUUAACUACUAUUAUCGAUUAGUUGAGUAAACUUUCACAAAAUUAUUAACACUAAUAUUUCGGAGUACAUGGAUUGCAUUGACUUAGCAUUCUACCAUUUUAUAAAAUUAUAGAGAGACAACUAAUUUUGAUUUUAAAAUAUAAAAACAUAAAAAAAAAACAA